Molecule: messenger RNA, 1551 nt
Organism: Propithecus coquereli (Coquerel's sifaka)
Lineage: Eukaryota; Metazoa; Chordata; Mammalia; Primates; Indriidae
Gene: MAP3K7CL
Product: MAP3K7 C-terminal like
Exons: 5
Coding region: 471-899 (142 amino acids)
Cellular component (GO): nucleus; cytosol
Source: RefSeq, a predicted model, not a curated record
CAUGCUGAAGACAUUCCUGUCUUGUGAAGCAAGUCUGUUUGUAUUUUAGGUUUGCCAGGACUAAUGAAUUAAAACAUUUGGACUCUCCACAACUUGCUGUUUAUCAAUGUCUCUGACAGGGGGAGGGUUUUCUUUUGCUCUUGCUUUUUCUAGAAGCAUGACAACAUCCUGGCUGUUGGAGAGACAAGGGAAGGAAAGAGGGGUUGUGGAGGGAAGCGGAACAGGGAGGUCCCGUGGGACGCUGGGGUCUGGGGCAGAGCAGGUAGCAGCGUGCCACCCUGACAGCUGUCUCUGCUCCUCAGAUUGUCAGUGGCUGCUAUGCAGCAGGUGCAGCCUGGUCUCUCACUGACUCUUUACUCCACAAAGGCAACGACUGGCCAAGGCAGUGGCCGGCCCUGGGUUACACAAGUGCAGACACUCAACUAAGUGAGCUGGAAGACCCAGGAGAAGGCCAAGGCUCAGGUGCCCACAUGAUCAGCACCACCAGGGUACCUGCAGAUAAGCCUGUACGCAUCGCCUUUAGCCUCAAUGACGCCUCAGAUGAUACACCUCCUGAAGACUCCAUUCCUUUGGUCUUUCCAGAAUUAGACCAGCAACUGCAGCCUCUGCCACCUUGUCAUGACUCCGCGGAAUCCAUGCAGGUGUUCAAACAGCACUGCCAAAUAGCAGAAGAAUAUCAUGAGGUCAAGAAAGAAAUCGCCCUGCUGGAGGAAAGGAAGAAGGAGCUCAUUGCCAAGCUGGAUCAGGCAGAAAAGGAGAAGGUGGAUGCUGCUCAGCUGGUUCGGGAAUUCGAGGCUCUGACGGAGGAGAAUCGGACGUUGAAGUUGGCCCAGGCACAGUGUGUGGAACAACUGGAGAAACUUAGAAUACAGUAUCAGAAGAGGCAGGGCUCAUCCUAACUUUAAAUUAUUCAAUGUACACUUAAGAGGUUGGUGUCUGCUUUGCGCUGGCCAAAAGAUUUUUAUUUUAAAGGAAUAGUGAGUCACAUUGAUUGCUACACUGUAUUACCCACAUGGCAAACGUUAUAAUGAGUUUAAUGCUUGUCAGCUUCUAGCUUGAGAGAAAGGAUAUUUUAUUUUAAGUGAGAUCAUUAAUGCAAAGCUGUUACCAAUAUAUGUUUUCAGAGAUCAGAAUUCUUUUCCAAAGAUAUAUAUUUUUUUUCUCAUUUAGGAAGAUACAACCACACUGUAUAUCAAGGAUAGAAAAUGAUAAAAAUAGAAUAUUGACUGACCCCUUUAAGAGUCAUGAGCAGAGCAGAAUUAAGCCAUGUAACACACCAGUAGGAUGCUCACUGUAGUCCCACAUCUUUGUGUUUUUACAUUGCAUGCCUUUAAUAUUUCAAAUGUGCUCAAAUCUAAACCGUCAGAAACCUCUCUGCAUAUAUUUAUGUUCACCAGUCAGACUUAAUCCCUCAAUGAUUGAUUGUACUAAGAAUAAAUGGUUGCAUAUCAUAAAAGCUUCCUCAUGAAAAUAUUAGCAGAAAUCAUGUUUGUGCCCAAAGCACAUUUGCCCAUGCUAACUUGCUGCCAUAAUAGAGACAUAUAAGGCUGC